Striga hermonthica is the source of this 648-nucleotide messenger RNA. Lineage: Eukaryota; Viridiplantae; Streptophyta; Magnoliopsida; Lamiales; Orobanchaceae. The record is from the annotation of a GenBank genome assembly.
AUGGCUCCCUUCUCAGAAAAUCCGGCAGUCCUGAGCUCUCUCCCAGCCUUCGUGUUCUCCGCCGCGCCGCCGCAGGCGGCGGCGGAAGGGCGGCCCCUACUUGAAUGCGCCGUGUGCUUAUCGGAGUUCGAGGAGAAGGAGAUCGUGCGCCUGCUGCCGGGGUGCGGCCACUCCUUCCACGUAGGGUGCAUCGACAUGUGGUUCCACUCCCACACCACCUGCCCCCUCUGCCGCUCCCCGGUCGAGAAGCCGCCGAAUCUGGCCGAGCCGUCCGCGGUCGCGGUGGUGGUGGAGGUGGCUGGGGAGGCCGGAUCCAUCAGUUCCGGGUCCGAGUCCGGGAUGUGCGUCGAGUGCCGGCACGGGGAGUGCAACGAGAGUGAGGGCGGCGGAGACGCCGUCGCGGCGUUGCCCGGCCGGCGGGGGAAAGCGGUGGAUGUGAGGAUAGAGGUGGGGCCAUCGAGGCGGGUGGAGCUAGAGAGCGAGUUGACUCAGCGCUCGCCCGUAAGCCGGCUGCUAUCGUUCAAGAGAUUGCUAAGCAUGAGCAGAAAAUCGCCGCGGACGGAGAGUAGCAGCGGCAGCUGUAGAGCCGCUGAGUUGGAUUUGGAAGGAGGACUCGGCGAGCCAUCUCGAGUUCACACGCCGAAGUGA